Messenger RNA from Ictalurus furcatus (blue catfish), 539 nucleotides. Its product is annotated as sarcolipin. Lineage: Eukaryota; Metazoa; Chordata; Actinopteri; Siluriformes; Ictaluridae. Gene Ontology annotation, cellular component: membrane. The record is from RefSeq and is a predicted model, not a curated record. The coding region runs from base 177 to 275 and encodes 32 amino acids. Gene Ontology annotation, molecular function: enzyme regulator activity. The transcript has 2 exons.
AAUUUUGUGGAGCGCAGUGCGACACAGACUUCUGCACAAGAUAAGAGAUAAGAAAAAACAAAAGAACCAAACAAGCGAGAGGAAGAAUUCUGUUCCUUUACGACUCAUUGACCCAAGAAGCUUCUCAACAGAACUGUCCUGGCCCCUCCUACCUGUGCCCCCCCUCUUCUGGAGAGAUGGACCGAUCCGCACAGGAGCUCUUUCUCAACUUCAUGAUCGUGCUGAUCACAGUUCUGCUUAUGUGGCUGCUCGUCAGAACCUAUCAGGAGGCAUGAACUGUUUGGUCUGGAGUGAGAGCAUGUGGAAGAGCUGGCCACCAUGAUCAGCGCAUGAUGAUUGAGCUCCAAUUGUUGUGGUUAUGAUUUGCUUACAUUAAUCAUGUGAUAUGAAGAAUAAUUCAAUGACCCUUGACCCCCUUUUUUGCUUUUGUGUACUUUUGCACAACUUGUGAACCAUUUGGAUUUCCAAAGAAUGUGUUAACUUGAUAAAUGUAAGCUUAACUUAUAAAGUUGUGCUUCCAAUAAAAGGGAAAGAACUAA